Stylophora pistillata is the source of this 1014-nucleotide messenger RNA. RefSeq lists its product as uncharacterized. The record is from RefSeq and is a predicted model, not a curated record. Lineage: Eukaryota; Metazoa; Cnidaria; Anthozoa; Scleractinia; Pocilloporidae.
AUCCCUUGCGCCUUGGGGGGUAACCAGUCUGACAACAAAGCUAAGGACGCCAUAUCUGUUUACAAAACUCUUAUAUAUCAUCGUAAUUUACAUGGGAAAAAACGACUUUUGCUGUGCUCCAAGCUGCUCAAAUAAUCGGAAAAGAAACCCAAAUCUCAAGUUUUACAGAAUUCCGAAAGAAUCUAAGCGAAGAAAUGCUUGGUUAAAUAGAAUUCGCCGACAAGAUUUUUCACCAACAGACAACACUCGAUUGUGCUCAGCUCACUUCGUCGGAGGAGAAAAGUCCGAUGAUCCUGCACAUUCGGCUUACAAUCCAUCCAUAUUUGAGUUCAAGAAGGAAAUUGAAAGUCGAAAGACCAGAACAAGUCAAAAAACAAACAAAGAUGACUUCGUUGCAAUUGAAACUCUAAAACCAAAGCGCAAACGAGUCAGUGUAUCGGGGGAAAGUAGGGGUCGCCCAAGAAAAUCAUUCAAAUCUGUUGAUGAUCAUGAAAUAUGGGGAGCUUGUUUACCAAUAGAACACCCAUUGAAAGAGCAUGACUACUGCAAGUCGCAGGUGGAUCCCAAGUCAAGAGAAUUAAGCGAUGACAUUUUGCAAGAGCUCACUUCUUUGCAGAGCAAAGUGAGCGAACUUGAGCACGAAAAUCAAAAGCUACGUGCAAAAUGUCUUUUAUUGGAUCAAAUUAAGCUAGACAAUGACAAAUUUCAUUUUUGGACUAGUCUCCCUAACUAUGACACCUUCAAAGCAUUAUUUAACUAUUUAAAUGCUGUUGGUGUAGACAAAAAAAAAAUGUUGGAGAGGAUCUGAAAUGGCUUUACGUGACUGUCAGUUAGGAAACAAACCAGGGCCAUCAUCCAAGCUGCCAUUGGAGGAGGAGUUGUUCAUGGUCGCUGUUAGAUUAAGAGUAGGACUUACACUGCCAGAUCUGGCAUUGAGAUUUGGAAUCAGUGAAGCAAGUGUCAGCAAAAAUUUUUCUGCAUGGAUUAAUCUGCUGUAUUUCCACUUUAAAGAUC